Molecule: messenger RNA, 6225 nt
Organism: Siniperca chuatsi (mandarin fish)
Lineage: Eukaryota; Metazoa; Chordata; Actinopteri; Centrarchiformes; Sinipercidae
Gene: rb1cc1
Product: RB1-inducible coiled-coil 1
Exons: 23
Coding region: 518-5407 (1629 amino acids)
Biological process (GO): autophagosome assembly; autophagy of mitochondrion; glycophagy
Cellular component (GO): phagophore assembly site membrane; Atg1/ULK1 kinase complex; extrinsic component of membrane
Molecular function (GO): protein kinase binding; molecular adaptor activity
Source: RefSeq, a predicted model, not a curated record
CAGCACUUAACUUUCAAAAAUAUAUGAAAGUAGUGAGUUAACCUAACUUGCAAAACAACUGUGUUAUACUAGCGUUCAGUUGGAUCGCUGCUGAUCGGAUCGUCUACGGACCGCACAUCAGCAGAUGACAACAACAAAACAGACAGAGCUACUGAGAAGGUGUUAGCGUAGUUAGCUACCUGAGAUAAACAACUGGUGGUUUUGUCCGUAUGUUUCACCAUCUCGGCCGGGGUUUGCCAAAUGAGAUUUUUACAGCAGUAUGGUUAAUCUGUGUAACUAACCAUGGUUGUCAGUUAUUGUAGCCUAGUUUAGUUUAGCUAACGUUAGCUAAGUGGCUUGCUAAGCUAGCUUUAUGUAUAACAAGCUAAAACAGGUUAGCUAGCAAGCUUAGGUGCUAGCUUGUUAGCUAGCCAGCGAGGUGGAGACCAAGAACAGGGAGAUGCGAGCAAAGUGAGCGUGGCCUUGAAUGACUAAAUGAGCAAGAUAGGCAAGUGCGAAGAACUCUGGGAGAUUCAACAUGAAGUUGUAUGUGUUCCAGGUCAACAAUGGCAGCACAUUGACAUUUGACACUGAUCUUGCUGUCCAAACUGUACUGGAGCUUAAACAUGCCAUCCAAGCCAAAUAUAAGAUUGCAGUUCAACAUCAGGUCCUUGUUGUCAAUGGAGGGGAAUGUAUGGCUGCAGAGAGACGUGUCUGCAGCUACAGUGCUGGCACUGAAACCAACCCCAUAUUCCUGUUCAACAAAGAGAUGAUCUUGUGUGAUCGGGAUCCAACGAUCUCCAAAACCACCUUCUCGAUUGAGAGUGAGAUUCAGGUUAAGGUGGAGGAGUCUCUACUGAUGCCAGCUGUCUUUCACACUGUUGCCUCGCGAACACAACUUGCUCUGGAAAUGUUUGAAGUUGCCAAUAAACUUAGCUCUUUCUGUGAACGUUUGGUUCAUGAUGAACACCUUCAACACCAAGGCUGGGCUGCUAUUAUGGCUAAUCUGGACGACUGCACUCUCUCUUAUCAGAAGUUGCUCAUGAAAUUUGACACUGCAUACAUAAAUUAUCAGCGUGACUUGGAAGAAAUUAAGGUGAAACUUACAAAGUUAGGGACAUCAGUUUCUGUAAUGGCCAGGAUACCUCUGCUGGAAUGUUUGACCAGACACAGUUACAGAGAGAGCAUGGAGAAGUCCAGCUCAACCCCAGGAAAGGAUUCAGAUGAGACGGAAGAAGAAAAAUCCACUGACUCUGUUCUCCGCCCUACUGAUGCACAGAGGCCCUCUAAGUUAUCAGCAUCCUUCUCUGCUUCGGGGGCAGCCACGUGUGAGCCAACUGGAGACCAAGAAACAAAUGAAAUGACUGACAGUGGUGGGCUGAGAGCUGCGCUACUAGAUGAUGACACUCCAGAGUUUGCCAACCCGUCCUCCUUCAAUGUCACACUAUUAGACUGGAUCAACGUGCAAGACAGACCCAAUGAUGUGGAAUCAGUUGUGAGGAAAUGCUUUGACUCCAUCAAUCGGCUUGACCCACGGAUCAUUCAGCCCUUCCUGGCAGAUUGUCAUGACACAGUUGCCAAGCUAGAUAAUCAAAACAUGAAAGCCAUUAAGGGGCUUGAGGACAGGUUGUAUGCUCUAGACCAAAUGAUUGCAAGCUGUAAGAAGUUGGUGAAUGAGCAGAAAGAACUUGCUCAGGGAUUUUUGGCCAAUCAGAAGAGGGCUGAAAACCUAAAGGACACAUCUGUUCUGCCUGACUUGUGUCUGAGUCACACCAACCAGCUGAUGAUCAUGCUGAACAACCACAGGAAGCUGCUGGACAUCAAAAAGAAGUGCACCACUGCCAAACAAGAACUUGCAAACAACCUUCAAGUCCGACUCAAAUGGUGCUGCUACGUGAUGCUUCAUGCAGACCAGGAUGGCGAGAAACUUCAGGCUCUACUCAGACUUCUGACAGAGCUAAUGGAAAGAGUGAGGGUGGUGGAGGCCCUCAGUACGGUGCCCCAGAUGUACUGCUUGGCAGUGGUUGAAGUCGUCAGGAGAAAAAUGUUUAUGCGCCACUACAGAGAGUGGGCAUAUGCACUUGUGAAGGACGGGAAACUACUGUACGAGGCAGAGAAGUUCAAAAGGGAAUCCUUUGGGAAACUCUUUAGGAAGUCUUUCCUCAGAAACCGUUUGUUUAGAGGACUUGAUUCAUGGCCUCCAACAUCAUUUUGUACACGAAAGCCCAGAAGGUUUGACGAUGAACUUCCAGACAUCUCCGUUGAGGACCUGCAGUACUUGAAAUCUUGUUGUCCUGUAGAGGUGCAGCCAUUCCUUAUAAAUAUUUUUUUCUCCAGGGUUCCCACAAUGUGUGACUUCGAGCCCUUAAAUCGGCAUGUAGAGACGCUUCACCAGCUGGUCCAAGCUGCACAGAGUGUGGAUGAGAUGUCUAAGACUAUUACUGACCUGCUAAGUGAGCAAAGGGCAUCCUAUAGUCAGAGAUCAACCGUGUUCUCCCCACAGUCUGAAAGCACACCUGGGACCACAACACCGAUGUCCUCCAAAACCCCUUCCUCUCUUAGCCUUCAGGGACCCAGCUGCCAGCCCCUACACGUUCCCGUCCCAGCUCCUCUAGAGGACUUAUCCCCAGACAGCAUAGAUGCACAAACAUUUGACUUCGAAACCAUUGGCCAUCCGAACAUGGAUCCAGUCCUGCAGCAGGGCUCCCUUGACUUGGAUUCUCUAGCAGAAAGCCCUGAAUCUGACUUCAUGUCUGCUGUCAACGAGUUUGUGAUUGAAGAGAACUUGACCUCUCCGAACCCCAUCAGUGACCCUAUUAGCCCAGAAAUGAUGGUGGAGUCGCUGUACUCUUCAGUCAUCAAUGCUAUUGACAGCAAGCGUAUGCAGGAUACCACAACACUAGAGAGGGAGAAUUCAAGGAUCACUGUCCUCAAACAAGUUAUUGACAAGUACCGAUCAGCUGCAGAGGAGUCCCAUUCCAACUUAAGAUGUGUAAAGGAUGACCUCUGUCACUUAAGAGGCCUAGUAUUAAAAGAACAACAUGACUUUGGCUUUGUCUUGAGGAGUGUGACCACAGAGGUGCGCAACAUUGUGGACAACAUCUGCCAGACCCAUGAACUGGAAUUGAAGGAGCAGCAUCAAAAUGAGCUUCUUUCCCUUCGGCAAGAGCUAGAGAAGCAGGUUCAGACACUAACGGAGGAAAACCAAGUAAACCAGAAUAUUGUCAGAGAUGUCCAGCGCGCAAUGUUGGAGCUGGAGGGGCUUAUGGAGCGCAAAGAGAAAGAACUUACUCAGCUCGAGAAUGAGAAAGAACGAUGGAUUGAAACAGAAAGUAACCACACAGAUAGGAUCAAAAACCUGGAGCAAAUGAUCAGUGAUCAAGCUGAAGAGAUCAAGACGCUCUCAGCUUCAAGAGACUCUCUGACCAGCCAGCUUAAGAAUCUGCACUUUGAGAUUGAACGUAGCCAGCAGAAGAUCCGGCAGGAGUUGGAAGUUGUUGAGCAGUCCCACUUAAAGGAGCUGGAGGACAGAAUGAAGCAGGAACACAAGGCAGAACUGGAGACCGUUACCAAGGGUAACCAGGAGGCCCUGGAACAUCUGGCUGCUGAAAAUUGUGCAAAGUUAAUGGAGGCAGCUGAUCACCAUGCCACUGCGCUUAGAGAGAAGGACAACCAAGUUAAGGACCUGGAGGCUCGUAUUACUGAGCUGGCAGAACUCCGCUGCAAACUAGAGGUGGAGCUAGCUCUCAAAGAGACAGAGACAGAAGAGGUGAGACUCUUAUUUGAGGAGGCCAAGAUGCAGCAGGCUGAGACUGUGAAGUCCCAAGUUGAGGCUACGACCAAAGUCCUUAGCGAAGAGCUGGCAAAUUUCAAAAAACAGCUUCAGGUAAAAAAUGAGGAGUAUGAAGUGGACCUAGCAGAGCUGAGGACUCUCAUGAGGAUUGAGAAGGACCACUGCAUCUCAGAGCUGGUGGACAGACACGAGGAGGAGACUAUUUUGUUGCGCAACGAGCUCUCUUCCCUGCAGCAGAAAGCCCAGAAUGCUGAGAGGAACCAUGCUGAGCAGCAACAGAAACUUAAGCAGGAAUUAAACCAGCAUGUGGCUGCUCUAAGUGAAGAAAAAGAAAAGCAGUUGAGGAGUUUCCAAGAACUAGAGCAAGAGUUGAGGACUGUUAUCAGCAAUUUGCAGACAGAUAAUGACCUGCUCUCCAAAAAACUAGAGCAGGACAGACAAGCAAUCGAGAAAGAUUUAGAAAAAGAAGAGGCCUCUAAGGGGGCAUCACCACAUGCUUUUAAAGAGUUAGAGCAGCAAAAGGAGGAGAUGGAGAAGAGACUGUCAGCCAAAAUUAGACAACUUGAGAAUGAGCUUCUUGAGAGAGAAUCCUCAAAAAGUGAUGAAGGGUUGCCACUGCAUGCUGAGGGGUGUGCAGAUGCCGGAGCACCUCUGUCUCUAGACUCAGCACUACAAGAGCGGCUGCAGCAGGAGAGGGCCUCCCUGCAGUCCCAGAUGGAGCUCCUGGAGAAGAAGAAGAAUGAGGAGAUACAGAACCUCAAGACAUCACUAAUCGCAGAGCAGCAGACUAAUUUCAAUACUGUUCUAACCCGAGAGAAGCUGAAGAAGGAGCAGAUCAUCAAUGAGCUCACAGAGAAGUUACGGAAAGUUACCCAACAGCAGGACAAGGACAAAGGUCUGAUAGAGACACUCUCCGAGGACCGAGCUAGUGUCAUGCAGGAGAAGAAACACUUGGAAGAAGAGCUUAACCGCCUGCGCAGCACUGCACUGGUCUCCUCUGCCUUCUUCACUCCUAACCCAUCAGCUCAGGAGGUCACAGAAGCUGGAGCAGGAGCUGCAGCAGCAGCUAGAGCUCUGUCUGUUGCUGGGGCUUUUUCCUCUGAGUCCAUGGCUGAAAGUGAUAGACUGGCCUCUGUGGCAGCCAUUCGAGAUGAUGAACAUGUUGAUUCAGCAGUGGAAGCCAGCAUGGUGACAGUCCAUGAUAACAUCCUGAUGUCAGAGGAGAAACAGCGGAUACUCUUACUUGAGAGGACUUUACACAUGAAGGAAGAAGAAAACAAGCGCCUCAGUCAAAGACUGAUGUCUCAAAGCAUGUCGUCUGUGUCGUCACGGCAUUCAGACAAAAUCGCCAUCAGAGAUUUCCAGGUAGGCGAUUUGGUUCUAAUCAUCCUGGAUGAAAGGCAUGACAACUACGUGCUGUUCACAGUUGGUCCCACCCUCUACUUCCUCCACUCAGAGUCUCUCACUGCACUGGACCUCAAACCAGCAUCAGGGACCUCAAGACGGCCGUGGGUACUUGGAAAGGUGAUGGAGAAGGAAUAUUGCCAGGCAAAAAAGGCCCAGAACAGGUUCAAGGUUCCUUUAGGAACCAAGUUCUACAGAGUGAAAGCUGUUCCAUGGAACAGAAAAGUAUAAUAGCCAAGUAAUGAGCUAAAAUGUAUAUUUAUUUUGCUUAAUUUUUGAACAGAAACUUCACAUCAUAAUUCAUGACUUGAAAAUCGAAAGACCUUAAAAAUGGAAAGAUUUAAUUAUUCUAUUUUCAGUUUCAGUUCAAAAUCCCACCUGCUACCACAUUUUUGUUUUCUUUUAAACCCAGAUUUGUUAUUGUGGACCAAAUGCUAAUAACAUUAUUAGGGCAUUGCCCUAUACACUGGCAUUAUGCCAUUUGACCUGUGUGUAAAAUCGAACAAAAUUUGGAUGUUAAAUAUUAGUUCUCAUUAUCAGCAUUUGUCCUUUGUGGAAAAUACUGUGUCAUCAUCAACAUAAUGAAAUAAAAAUAUACAUUUAUUAUAAAUGUUUAUGGAGGAAUGUUCAUGGCAUGCAUAUUGAUAUAUUUUCUUUGAUUUAUUUAUCCAGAUAAAUGUUGUAGUUGGAAAUGUAGUUAAUGCUGUUUGUUACUCACAAAGCAGUGUGGCCCUCUGUCAAUACUGAAAUGUACAUUAUGGCUGACUGAUGGAAACAGUCGUCUUUGCAAUCCUUGAAAUGCACUUUCAAAAACAAUGCUUUUUGUUGAUUUGAAAAGGGAAGUUAAUUGAGCUGUCAGAACUAAGUAAAUAUAUCAGCACAAACUUCUCACUAUCAUAGAAUAUGGAUAUGUAGAAAGGAAUACUUUGUGACUGUGUUUCAUUAUCAGAAGACAUUGUACAUUACCCAUCAAAUCACACAUGUAACAAUAAAUGACUGUAUUGUAAAAGAUAGAGUUUUGAAACAAUAAAGGAUUGAUCCCAAACAUA